Messenger RNA from Cutaneotrichosporon cavernicola, 726 nucleotides. RefSeq lists its product as uncharacterized. Gene Ontology annotation, molecular function: transcription coregulator activity. Bases 1 to 726 code for a protein of 241 amino acids. The transcript has 5 exons. Gene Ontology annotation, cellular component: core mediator complex; mediator complex. The record is from RefSeq and is a predicted model, not a curated record. NCBI's taxonomy places the organism in Eukaryota, Fungi, Basidiomycota, Tremellomycetes, Trichosporonales, Trichosporonaceae. Gene Ontology annotation, biological process: regulation of transcription by RNA polymerase II.
AUGGCCGCAGUGCCAAUCACUAACACUCUCUUUCCCCCUCCUCCGGGGUACUACAAGGCGUUCACUCCCGAGGCUGUGGAACAGCAUGCGGCGCUAGGUGACGAGGAGGUGGCGCGCGACCCCGAGCUCGCGGCCCUCGAACCGCCUCGUGCCGACUGGGUGCUCGAGGAGGGGCAGUGGAUGCUCUUUGGGCAGAAGUAUACUGCCGAGCCGCACAUCCCCACUGCGAAAGAUAUUGGCCUCCCGGCGCUCGUGUCCGACCCCGUCUCUGCCGGCGGAGAUUCUGAGCGUGCGGCACUCCCCCUCCUGCUCAACUCGUUCCUGCACACCCUCCUCGCCUUCGUCGACGUCCUGACCGGCACCAGCCGCGUGCCGGACGAGCUCGAGGUUUAUGGAAGGCAGAGCCAGGGCGACCAGUACAUCCAGCACCUGUCGAACUUGGCCGCGACGAUGAUGGUGUCGGCCAACCAGCUGCGGGGCGUGCAGGCCGAGGCGACCCUCGUCAUGCUCAUGGAGAAGCAGCUUGAGGAGCGGCGCGCGCAGACUGAGCGACUCCGGACCAAGAGCCGCGAGAUUGCUGCCAUGGUCCGGAGGCUGAAGGAGAGCGCGUCUGAGGCGGGCGAGAGCAAGGCCAAGAGCCAGAGUCAGGGACUGAGCUCGAAGCAGUCGCCUGAAGUCAACGGCGGCGGGGACCAAGAUGGCGACGUGACCAUGGGCGAGGCAUAA